Penicillium atrosanguineum is the source of this 1509-nucleotide messenger RNA. Its product is annotated as alpha-L-arabinofuranosidase B. The transcript has a single exon. The coding region runs from base 1 to 1509 and encodes 502 amino acids. Lineage: Eukaryota; Fungi; Ascomycota; Eurotiomycetes; Eurotiales; Aspergillaceae. Gene Ontology annotation, molecular function: alpha-L-arabinofuranosidase activity. The record is from RefSeq and is a predicted model, not a curated record. Gene Ontology annotation, biological process: pectin catabolic process; arabinan metabolic process; L-arabinose metabolic process.
AUGGUGUCACGAGUAACCCGAUAUGCUCUAGGCCUCGCUGCCACGAGCUCCCUUGUGGCUGCUGGACCUUGUGACAUCUACGCGUCCGGCGGCACGUCCUGCAUCGCCGCGCAUAGCACCACUCGUGCCAUGUACAGCGCCUUCAGCGGUGCACUCUAUCAAGUAAAACGGAACUCCGACAGUACCACGACCACAAUCAAGCCGCUCUCCGCUGGUGGUGUGGCCAAUGCCGCAGCCCAAGACACUUUCUGCGCGAACACGACCUGUGUAAUUACAACAAUUUACGAUCAGUCCGGCAAUGGCAAUCAUCUUACCCAGGCUCCACCAGGUGGCUUUGACGGCCCUGAAUCAAAUGGCUACGACAACCUGGCCAGCGCAAUUGGAGCUCCAGUCACACUCAGCGGCCAGAAGGCGUAUGGAGUCUUCGUCUCACCUGGCACUGGCUACCGUAUUGACGUUGCUAAUGGCAUCGCUACGGGUGACGAGCCUGAGGGCAUGUAUGCAGUCCUCGAUGGAACUCACUACAAUGGUGCCUGUUGCUUCGAUUACGGCAAUGCCGAGACCAGCAACACCGAUACGGGCAACGGCCACAUGGAGGCCAUCUACUACGGUGACAGUACCACCUGGGGCACUGGUGCUGGCGCGGGCCCUUGGAUCAUGGCCGAUCUCGAAAACGGCUUGUUCUCUGGCGUCAGCUCUGGUCAAAACACCGGCGACCCGACCAUUUCCUACCGGUUCGUCACUACGGCUGUCAAGGGCGAGCCAGAUGAGUGGGCCAUCCGCGGGGGCAACGCAGCGUCUGGCGCAUUGUCAACGUACUAUAGUGGCGUGCGCCCAACUGCGUCUGGCUACAACCCAAUGAGCAAAGAAGGCUCCAUAGUUCUUGGUAUCGGCGGCGACAACAGUAACGGCGCCCAGGGCACGUUCUACGAAGGCGCGAUGACCUACGGCUAUCCCUCUGCCGCCACUGAGAACUCGGUGCAGGCUAAUAUCGUAGCCGCUAAAUACGCCACUACCUCGCUGGUCAGUGGCACGGCGCUCACUGUCGGUUCCUCUAUCUCUCUGCAAGCCACCACAAGUGGAUAUACGACACGUUAUAUCGCACACACUGGCACUACUAUCAACACCCAAGUCGUCACCUCUUCCAGUAGCAGCACUCUCAAGGAGCAAGCUAGUUGGACGGUUCGCACCGGACUUGGGAACAGCGGGUGUUACUCUUUCGAGUCCGUCGACACUCCGGGAAGCUACAUUCGCCACUACAACUUCGCGCUACUGCUCGCGGCCGACGACAGCACAAAACAAUUCUACGAAGAUGCCACUUUCUGCCCAAUGGCUGGCCUUAACGCCGGAGGGAGCAGUAUUCGAUCCUGGAGCUAUCCCACCCGCUUCUUCCGCCACUAUGAAAACGUCCUCUACAUUGCGAGCGAGGGCGGUGUUGAUACAUUUGAUGCUACCGCCUCAUACAACGCCGACGUCACCUGGGUGAUCAGCAGCGGUUUCGCUUCUUAG